Molecule: messenger RNA, 3193 nt
Organism: Eleginops maclovinus (Patagonian blennie)
Lineage: Eukaryota; Metazoa; Chordata; Actinopteri; Perciformes; Eleginopidae
Gene: fgf24
Product: fibroblast growth factor 24
Exons: 5
Coding region: 683-1309 (208 amino acids)
Biological process (GO): neuron differentiation; positive regulation of cell population proliferation; limb morphogenesis
Cellular component (GO): cytoplasm
Molecular function (GO): fibroblast growth factor receptor binding; growth factor activity
Source: RefSeq, a predicted model, not a curated record
AACACCACAGACAGGCACUGCUGCGCCAUCACCAGCCCCCCCAAACCUCUCCAGGGACUGCGAUUUCCACACUACUUUUCUUUUUGAAAAACAUAACUUUUUUUAUGCUUGGAUAAGAUUGCUUGCCCACUUUUUAGCGAGUGGUGGAAGGGCGUUUUAUUAUCACCGCUUUAACUUUUUUUCCCCCACCGUAGCACUUGGUAGAAUAAAAUGACCCAUGCAAGGUGUAGAAAUCCCCCGCAGGUACGGACGGAGUUGAGGAGCCUGUGAUCUCUGGAGCAGGAUUUGGAUAGUGGGAAAACUUGGCUAUAGGUGCGCCAAACUCGAAGGAUAUUUUUUUAUGAGCGAAGGGGAUUUUUGGAGAGGUUGACUUGUGAAUCAUUUCCACGCUUGGCACCGAUUUACGGAGACGUUUCGGGAUUUCGGGGAGCUGAGCUGAGCAAAAAAAAAUCUGGAUAAUUCCCCCCAACAAGGAAACACCUAAUGUUGCACUCAGUGACUCUGUUGCUGCUGCUCUCCAGUGAUCUAUCCUUACACUGGGAUUCAAUCUCCUACUUACCCCCGGAGUUGUGUGCGUAAAGGACGCGCCAGGGAGCGAAAGCAAGAGAGAGGGGGGCGAUUUCGCCAACCUUUCUAAAUCUGUGGAAGCAGGUGUAUUUCAGGUGUAUUUCUGCGAGUCAAGAUGUCUGUGCUGCCUUCGAGGUUCAUAUACCUGUGUUUACAUUUUCUGGUACUCUAUUUCCAGCUACAGGAAUCACAGCAGACCUCUGCUGAUUUCAGGAUAUAUAUUGAGAACCACACGAGGAACCCGGAUGACCUGAGCCGGAAGCAGGUCCGGAUCUAUCAGCUGUACAGCAGGACCACGGGGAAACACGUCCAGAUCCUCGGGAAGAAAGUCAACGCCAACGGAGAUGAUGGGGGCAAGUAUGCUCUUCUUGUUGUCGAGACGGAAACCUUCGGGAGCCACAUCCGAAUAAAAGGAAAAGAGAGCGAACACUACAUCUGCAUGAACGAGAAGGGCAAAAUAGUCGGAAGGCCCGAUGGACGGAAGCAGGAGUGCGUGUUUGUCGAGGAAUUCCUGGAGAACAACUACACGGCUCUGGUGUCGGCCAAGUACAAAGGAUGGUACCUCGGCUUCAACAGGAAGGGUCGGCCCAAGAAAGGCUCGCGGACCACACAGCGGCAACAGGAAGUCCACUUCAUGAAACGGCAGCCGAAGGGCAGGCUGGACCCGCUGGAGGAGUUUCGAUUCACCCCAGUAACUAAGCGGACACGAAGGGCUCGGCGGUUAAAAGCCAAGAGGAACUGAUGGGACCAAUCAAUGGGACAGCACUAAUUUUCCUCAAGGGGGAGGAAAUAAAAAAAACACAAACUUAACUGAAAAAAUCUCAAGCUUCUUGUCUUCACCUUAAAGACUUCCCUUCUGUUAAAGAAAGACGGACAAAAAGAACAAAAAAAAAAAAAGAUGUUUUAUUUUUGUAUUUCAGGAUGACUGAAUAUUUCCUAACUCUUGGAUUCUUCUGGGUUGAUGUCAUUGUGCUAACGUGUCUGUCAUGUUAUUUAUACUGGAUACACUAAAGGACCUCUGAGAGAACUCCUGUCGCCGUGUUCCUCGGCUGCGUCUGAACUAAAGGCAGUGCACUCUCUCUCCUCUUUUUUUUUUCUGUGACAAUGGGGGCCGAAAGGCAGGAGCUGACGCAAUGUUAUAAAAAUCAGUCAACUAGAGAUUUAUUGGAAUACCUGUCCCCUUUUUUGUUUGUGUUGCCCCUGACAACGCGGAUCCCAUACUUUCCACUGGAAUCGGACACCAUGGAGAUGAAACGGUGGCAGUCGCAGGUGACGCUGCGCUGCCGGGAUAACUGUGUAGCUCUGAGUGCAAUAUUUUUACAGGUCUCUCGCUCUUUCUCUGCCUCUCUUAUGUCUUUUUUUUUUUCCAUACGUCUCUCAACCUCAGCUCCACUGGCGGCUCCAGGAAUGCUGUGUGUGAUUCCCUUGACGUUUCCAUGCAGCCUGUGAUUCAGCUAAAACAGGACAUGCUUUGACGUGUCGGGCACCAGCCGUGGCUUUAGUCUUGUUUAAACAGCUAAAAAGAAAACAAUACAAACAAAAAUAUUACAGCUGAUGUGAUUCAUAAUUCCACUCAGUCUUCCAACUUCAUCACUAUGUAUGCUAAUCCCUCUUGUCCUCCACUUUUACAACAGCUCUUCCUCACGGAAAAGGAUCAGUCUUUUGAGUGUGAGCUAGCUAAUAUUUUUUGGGGGGCUGGUGAUGAAGACUUCCUCUACCUCCUAGUUCUUCUUUGUUUAUCUUCACCUAGUCUGACUGUCUGUGCGCAGUUAAUCUCCAGAACCUUUCAGACGCUCUUCUGUUUUUUCUCUUCCAAAAUCAUCUUUCAACCGUGAGCUCAUCCUCGCUCCUUUUCACUCUCGACACACUUUUAGGAAAAGCUUAUCCCUUUGCUUGUUUUGUGAUCCACAGACAGGAAUACUGUAGCCCCGAUCACUUCCUUGAAUCCACAUUUGACAAUUAAGACUUCUCCUUUAGAAACCCAGAUGUCCGAGUUUAUGGGAAUAUCUUUCUGAUAAAAAAAGGGGGAAAAGUCUGUGCUUCAAUCAUUCCUUCUCUCACUGACUACAAACUCCAGCCUCUUCUCACCAGUAGUGUGUAUCACCUGUUUCCGGGCAGGUUUUUGUAUGAGUUGCUACUAACAACAUGACACAUUUAUGAUCUUUUUUUUUUUUAAACAAAUGUAAGCGAAAAAUAAUUUUAUGACUAUUAUUAAGAUAUUUAUUGCCUCCCUUUGUAAAUAAAAUGUGAUGAGUUUUAUUUGGCCUCUGUUAAUAAAAUGAGGACUAUAUUUUAAAACAAUUUUAUGUCUUUUUUAUUGCAUUGCCUGGUUCAGGAUAGGAUUUACCGAUGUGAACGUUGAUUAUCAUACUUCCUUAAAGAGAAAGGCUGCAGGUAGCCAUUGGUUGGACAUAGAGUACAUUCCCUUCUCCGCAUACUGCCAAGGUAUGCAUUUUUAUAUACAAACCCAAAGUGUGAGGACUGCUUUUAAGGUCAGUCGUUUUUAGAUUGAGAAAGGUCUAUUGCGACAUCAGUGAAGGCUUUUUAUAACUCCAUAAAGGGCAGCAAGAGUUCACGGUUUGUGCUUUCUUAAAACCUCAAUAUCAUAACAUAAUUAUAAAAGAUA